Molecule: messenger RNA, 1320 nt
Organism: Aspergillus eucalypticola CBS 122712
Lineage: Eukaryota; Fungi; Ascomycota; Eurotiomycetes; Eurotiales; Aspergillaceae
Product: glycosyltransferase family 31 protein
Exons: 2
Coding region: 1-1320 (439 amino acids)
Cellular component (GO): membrane
Molecular function (GO): glycosyltransferase activity
Source: RefSeq, a predicted model, not a curated record
AUGGCAAUCCGUCGAUUUCGUCGCAUCACCAUCCUCGCCUCCCUCCUGGGUGUAUUCCUCCUCUACCACUUUCUCUCCAUCCGCCCGGAGCUCUACACCCGCGGCGCUACCCAGCUCCGCACUCCGCAGAGCACCCCGCAGAGCGCUCCAAGUGAGCCGCCCGAAUGCCCCCCUCUCGAGGGGAUCGAAGAUGUCCUGGUGGUCAUGAAGACAGGUGUCACCGAAGCCCUCGACAAAGUCCCGGUUCACUUCCAGACAACCCUGCGCUGCGUCCCGAACUAUAUCAUCUUCUCGGAUUUCGAAGAAGAAAUCGAAGGCGUCAAAAUCCAUGACGCUCUCCGCACUAUGGACAGCACUGUCCGAGACACCGUUGCCGACUUCGACCUCUACAACCGUCUCCGCGAACAAGGUCGCGCCGGUCUCGAAUCGGCCGACUUCGCUGAUGAGGCUAACUCGAAUAUCGGCAAGCCCAACAACCCGGGCUGGAAGCUCGACAAAUGGAAAUUCCUUCCCAUGGUGCAACAAGCCCUCACCUACAAGAAUAACGCCAAAUGGUAUGUCUUCAUGGAGGCAGAUACCUAUUUCUCGUGGCCGACGCUCCUCGAAUGGCUCUCGCAUUUCGAUCCUAAAGAACCCCACUACAUCGGCACAGAGACCCAGAUCGCAGACGUCAUCUUUGCGCAUGGCGGCUCCGGCUUCGUUGUCUCCAACCCCGCUAUGCAACUCGCCUCGAACGAGUACGCGACCCGCACCGUAGAACUGAACGAGUACACCGACUGGCACUGGGCUGGCGACUGUGUCUUGGGCAAGGUUCUCGCUGACGCCGGUGUCCCCUUACGCUACUCAUGGCCGAUCCUCCAGAACUCCAACGUCGGCGAGCUGGAUGAGUUCGCCAAGGGAUUCUACCGCAAGCCAUGGUGCUACCCCGCAGUAGCAUUCCACCACCUGACAUCCCACGAGAUCCAGGAUCUCUACGAGUUCGAGAAACGCCGACGUCGACAGGCCACCAGCAACAUCCUCCUCCACCGCGAUGUCUUCAAAGAACUCAUCUACCCUGAACUCUCCAACGUCCGCGACAGCUGGGACAACCUUUCCGACGAGGAACACCCCAAAAUCACCGACUUCCACGAAUGCAAAACCCUCUGCUCCAGCUCUCGAAGCUGCGCGCAAUUCGUCAUGCGCGACGGCAUCUGCUUCACGGGCGAAACGCCCCGACUGGGCGUCAGGAACCCGACAGCCCGAUCUGGCUGGAUCCUCAGCACGGUCGACCACAUGAUGGACAACGCACCGCGCUGUCCUCAUCCUGACUUUGGACUCUGA